Messenger RNA from Pipistrellus nathusii (Nathusius's pipistrelle), 2067 nucleotides. Lineage: Eukaryota; Metazoa; Chordata; Mammalia; Chiroptera; Vespertilionidae. The record is from the annotation of a GenBank genome assembly.
AUGCAGGUCUCCAGCCUCAACGAGGUGAAGAUCUACAGCCUGAGCUGCGGCAAGUCCCUCCCCGAGUGGCUUUCUGACAGGAAGAAGAGAGCACUGCAGAAGAAAGAUGUGGAUGUCCGGAGGAGAAUUGAACUUAUUCAGGAUUUUGAAAUGCCUACUGUUUGUACCACUAUUAAGGUUUCAAAAGAUGGACAAUAUAUUUUAGCAACUGGAACGUAUAAACCUCGGGUUCGAUGCUAUGACACCUAUCAGUUAUCCUUGAAGUUUGAAAGGUGUUUAGAUUCCGAAGUUGUCACCUUCGAAACAUUGUCUGAUGACUAUUCAAAGAUUGUCUUCUUACAUAACGACAGGUACAUUGAGUUCCACUCGCAGUCCGGCUUCUACUACAAAACCAGAAUCCCCAAGUUCGGGCGGGACUUCUCCUACCACUAUCCUUCCUGCGACUUGUACUUCGUUGGCGCCAGCUCUGAAGUUUACAGGUUAAACUUAGAACAAGGACGGUACCUAAAUCCUCUCCAAACUGACGCUGCGGAGAACAACGUUUGUGACAUAAACUCAGUGCACGGCCUGUUUGCCACAGGAACAGUGGAGGGCCGAGUGGAGUGCUGGGACCCGCGGGUUCGGAGCAGAGUGGGCCUGCUGGACUGUGCGCUAAGCAGUGUCACAGCCGAUUCAGAGGUGAACAGCUUACCGACCAUCUCUGCCCUGAAGUUUAAUGGUGCCUUGACCAUGGCAGUGGGAACAUCCACAGGGCAGGUCUUAUUGUAUGAUCUUCGCUCAGAUAAGCCACUGCUAGUUAAGGAUCAUCAGUAUGGGCUGCCCAUCAAGUCGGUCCAUUUCCAGAAUUCUUUAGAUUUGAUUUUGUCUGCAGACUCUCGAAUUAUCAAAAUGUGGAAUAAGAACUCAGGAAAGAUAUUUACUUCCUUGGAGCCAGAACAUGACAUCAAUGAUGUCUGCCUCUAUCCCAACUCAGGAAUGCUGCUGACCGCCAACGAAACCCCCAAGAUGGGCAUCUACUACAUUCCGGUGCUGGGCCCCGCUCCCAGGUGGUGCUCCUUCCUGGACAACCUGACGGAGGAAUUGGAAGAGAACCCAGAAAGCACAGUUUACGACGAUUACAAGUUCGUCACCAGGAAAGACCUGGAGAAUUUGGGGCUCACGCAUCUCAUCGGGUCCCCUUUCCUCCGAGCAUACAUGCAUGGGUUCUUCAUGGACAUCAGACUCUAUCACAAGGUGAAAUUGAUGGUAAAUCCAUUCGCUUAUGAAGAAUAUAGGAAAGAUAAGAUCCGACAGAAGAUAGAAGAAACACGGGCACAGAGAGUCCAAUUAAAGAAAUUGCCGAAAGUUAACAAAGAGCUGGCGCUGAAGUUAAUCGAGGAGCAGGAGGAGGAGCAAAGAGCUACAUGGAAAAAGAAAGUGAAGAACCUUCCUAACAUUCUCACCGACGAUCGGUUCAAAGUUAUGUUCGAGAACCCUGACUUCCAAGUAGACGAAGAGAGUGAGGAAUUCAGGCUUUUGAACCCACUGGUUUCAAAAAUUAGUGAAAAGAGGAAGAAGAAACUGAGACUCUUAGAGCAACAAGAAGCUCCCGAAAAGGAAGAGGAGGAAGAGCCGGAAGGAAGGCCCAGCGAUGCGGAAAGCUCUGAGAGCUCCGAUGAUGAGAAGGGCUGGGUCGACGAGGUCAGGAAGCAGCGGCGGCUGCUGCAGCAGGAGGAGAGGGCGAGGCGGCAGGAGCGGCUCAGGGAGGACCAGCAGACGGUCCUCAGGCCCCAGUUCUAUGAGAUCAAAGCCGGCGAGGAGUUCAGGAGCUUCAAGGACUCCGCCACCAGGCAGAGGCUGAGGAACAAAACCUUAGAAGAUCGGCUGAAACUGGAAGCAAAGAACGGGACGUUGAGUGUGUCCGACACCACGGUGGGCAGCAAGCAGCUGACAUUCACGCUGAAGAGGUCGGAGCAGCAGCAGCAGCAGCAGGCGGCCGAGGAGAUGCACCGGCAGGAGAGGAAGGCGCUGCGCCGCCCCGCCGGCCACCUCAAGUCCCGGCGCAAGCGAGGACGGCCCUUCCCCUGA